Molecule: messenger RNA, 1288 nt
Organism: Neohortaea acidophila
Lineage: Eukaryota; Fungi; Ascomycota; Dothideomycetes; Mycosphaerellales; Teratosphaeriaceae
Exons: 1
Coding region: 420-1217 (265 amino acids)
Biological process (GO): peptidyl-proline hydroxylation to 4-hydroxy-L-proline
Cellular component (GO): endoplasmic reticulum
Molecular function (GO): L-ascorbic acid binding; iron ion binding; procollagen-proline 4-dioxygenase activity
Source: RefSeq, a predicted model, not a curated record
UCGGUCUGGAAGCUAGCCUAGGUAGCUAACCCACUGCGAGUGAAAGCACGGCGAAGAGUACGCUUCACAGCUCCAUGACGACCUUCCUACAACGACAUCACUUCCCCUGCAGCGGUUGGACAAAGACGUUGGCAGUGACAAAGUCUACGGCCUGAACUUCUACCCUCUUGAAUUCGGCGAAGACGCCAGGAUAGAUUCGUCAUUCAUCUUUUUCUGCGGUCAAACGAUUUGGACACCGCGCUGGCCGCGGCUUUGCCUGGACCUUUUUUUUGCGCAGGGUUUUGGGCUGCGGUUGAUGCCUGAUGAGCUGACUCUGAAUGAAUCAUUCGGCAAGUCCACCAUAUUUCAACCCGUUUCUCUUGUCGUUGCUCCAGACUCGCUACAACGACAUCCUUUCUACUUGGAGCUGAUCAGAAUCUAUGGCCUUCAAUGCCCAGCCGCCAGUCGCACUCCUUGACAGCCUACGACGCCCUUCUCCUUCAACAUGCUGGACGGAGCAAGUCGACUUCAAGGCGUUGGGCUUCUCCGAACACAAAGACGCCUUUGCACUCAUCAUCCACAGCCUUUUGACCCCCGAAGAAUGCGACGAGAUUCGCACUGCCGCCGAGACUAUCGCACAAGGACGGUGGGACGCAGCGCUCGUCAACGCCGGUGGGCACAUGGUCUUGGCCAGCGGUGUGCGGCAUUGCGAUCGCAUCAUGUGGGACAGUCCCGAGCUCGCCGAGGCCUUGCUCGUACGAGUCCGACCGUAUAUUCCGUCCGACAUUGCAACGCUCGAAAACUCCCCUCACAUUACCAGCGAUGAUCCAGUGUGGAGUUCUGGCACCUGGCGCAUGUCUCGACUGAACGACCGGCUGCGAUUCCUGCGAUACCGGCCUGGCAUGUAUUUCCGCCAGCACAGUGAUGGGUUUUACGUCACGCCGGACGAGUCCGAAGUCUCAUUCUUGACCGUCCAUUUGUAUCUUCGAGGGAGUCCAGAGCUGAAGGGCGGCGCAACGCGGUUCUUUGGCGAAGACCGGCCGGGUCAUGUGAACGAGUACGACGUCGACCCAUCCCCUGGUUCCUGCUUCAUUUUUCAGCAUCAUGACCUUGUGCACAGCGGCGAAGAUGUGCUCGAAGGAACGAAAUACACCAUGAGGACUGAUAUCAUGUACCGUCAGGUUGGCCACAUAUCUGGAGAGGCACGCGCAGACUGUCAGACAACGAAGGAGUCGUGAAAAUGUUUGCGCGGCCCAGAGAUGCGCAAUGAAUAGACGCCGCAAUGCAGUGCGAUUAAUGAGAUGCAAUC